CGUAAUGAGGUAAAGACCGUCAUAUCCGUUUCUGUAGUUUACAUCUGCUGAUCCAUGCGGACUGUCGUUUUGAACGAUCUGAAAAAUAUACAUCUAUGCAAGGAUAUAUCGACUGUCACUGUCAUAUUUCUGCCGAGGAUUUUGACAGUGACAUUGAAGAUGUCAUUGGAGAGUCUAAAAAGGCUGGGCUUGUUGCCCUUCUUGCUGUAGCAGAGCAUGCUGGUGAAUUUGAGAAAAUUAUACAGCUCUCACAAAGGUUCCCUGGAUUCAUUAUGCCAUGUCUUGGAGUUCAUCCUGUCCAAGAUCCAGCACAACCCAGAGGGGCCUUGCCUGAGGAUUUAGAUGCUGCCUUACCGCUGAUUGAAAAAUACAAAGAGCACAUUGUAGCUAUUGGUGAGGUUGGCCUGGAUUUCACACCACGUGUAGUUAACAGUGAUGCUGGGAAAGACGGUCAGAGACAGGUACUCAUUCGACAGGCCGAAAUCGCGAAACAGUUGAAUCUGCCUCUGAAUGUUCACUCAAGAUCUGCUGGAAGACCAACCAUCCAUCUUUUGAAGGAGCUGGGUGUAGAAAAUGCACUUCUUCAUGCAUUUGACGGAAAACCUUCGGUUGCAAUGGAGGGUGUAAAAGCUGGUUAUUUUUUCUCAAUACCUCCAUCCAUUGUAAGGAGUGAUCAGAAGCAGAAGCUGGUGAAGCAGGUUCCUCUGGAAAGCAUGUGUUUAGAGACAGACGCUCCUGCACUGGGACCUGAAAAGCAGGUGAGGAAUGUACCAAGGAACGUCAGCAUCAGUGCCGAAUAUAUCGCCAGAAUCAAAGGAAUUCCCUUGGAGAAGGUCAUAGAGGUCACUACCCAGAAUGCCCUGCAUCUUUUCCCCAAAUUAAAAACAUUUAUCAAAGCUUGACAUUAAUACUGCACCUUUCCAAAGCUGCUUAAAACUGUCCUUUAAACAAACAAAUGUGUUUUGUUGUGGAGAAAUAGUGAUCACGAAAAAAAAAAAAAAAAAAUUAUAUAUAUAU
Molecule: messenger RNA, 1017 nt
Organism: Megalobrama amblycephala (Wuchang bream)
Lineage: Eukaryota; Metazoa; Chordata; Actinopteri; Cypriniformes; Xenocyprididae
Gene: tatdn3l
Product: putative deoxyribonuclease TATDN3
Exons: 10
Coding region: 96-902 (268 amino acids)
Molecular function (GO): hydrolase activity, acting on ester bonds
Source: RefSeq, a predicted model, not a curated record